This is a messenger RNA of Schistosoma curassoni, 921 nucleotides long. NCBI's taxonomy places the organism in Eukaryota, Metazoa, Platyhelminthes, Trematoda, Strigeidida, Schistosomatidae. The record is from the annotation of a GenBank genome assembly.
AUGUUGGAAUUCUCGUGGGAUAAAAUAGCGAAGUUAAAUGAAGCUGACAUAGAUAUAGACAAUGCAAACUAUUACUGCCAAUUGUUUUUAGAUGCUAAUGUUGAGGACUGGGAUGAUAGUGAUCGACUUAAGCAUGUUUUUCAAAUUACUCAGACGUUGCUUAACCUAAAAUGGGAACAAUGGAAGUUAUCAGAGGCAAGCUUGUCGGACAAAACCUCAGAAAUAAAUAAUCUGAAAGAUCAAAUAAGGGAACUAGAACAAGAAAACAAAGAUUUGCAAAAAGCAAUUUCUGCUUCUGGUCUUGAUAGAGGAAGCAUUGGUGAGACGAGGAGACUUGAGUUUAAAGUCGUCAAACUGCAAUCUGAACUAGAAUCCCUAAGGAUAGCCAAAGAUACCUCUUUUAAAGAAAAAGAAGAACUUUUGAAUGAAAAAGGUGAUCUGGAAAGAAAAGUGGAACUGGUUUCAAAAGAAAAUAAGGAACUUCAGGAGCGUUGUGAGUACUUGCACCUGCAACUUCAGGAUCGACCCAGCUUUUUCGGUAAAAGUAAUGAUGAGGCUAAUUACAGAAAAGAAAUUUCCUCCUUACGUGCAAAAAUAAGGGUACAGAAAGCUGAAAUAGAUGGAUUAGAAGAUGAAAAACAGAAUUUAUGGAGUGAUAUCAAUCGUUUGGAGAGCAACCUUCGGCAAGCCAGCAUGGAAAUCGAUCGCGCCACCGAUGACUAUGUGAAAAUGAAAGAAGCCUUAACAGAAGCUGAUAAAAGUCACGCAGAAAAGUCGGCUGAAUGCAGUAUGUUGCGCGCUCAGUUAGCCAAUCUUUCCGAAAAGAUUGGUCAUCCUGAAGAAACAAAUAACCUUAUCAUGAGUGCUGUUGAACAGAAGAUUGAGGAAUGGAAAGAGGUACUGAAAUUCAUUUCUCAGUAA